Messenger RNA from Plasmopara halstedii, 2106 nucleotides. RefSeq names its product acetyl-biotin carboxylase subunit. The record is from RefSeq and is a predicted model, not a curated record. Gene Ontology annotation, molecular function: methylcrotonoyl-CoA carboxylase activity; metal ion binding; ATP binding. Gene Ontology annotation, cellular component: mitochondrion. The transcript has 3 exons. The coding region runs from base 1 to 2106 and encodes 701 amino acids. NCBI's taxonomy places the organism in Eukaryota, Oomycota, Peronosporomycetes, Peronosporales, Peronosporaceae.
AUGUUUCCUCGCAACCUCAAUCGACCAAUUAACGGAUCUGGGUCUCUACGUGCGAUGUCAACCGCCACUCGCCUUUUCCGCAAGAUUCUCGUGGCAAAUCGUGGUGAAAUUGCAUUGCGCGUGUUACGCUCAGCUCAAAAGCUUAACAUAGAGACCGUGGCCGUUUACAGUGAUGUUGACGCCAAUUCUCAGCAUGUGAAGCUGGCCACCGAAGCCUAUCGUUUAGGACCUGCGCCUGCAAGUGAGAGCUAUCUAAAUUAUUCUAAGAUACUGGAGGUCUGUCGCAUUUCCGGGGCGGAGGCGAUACAUCCGGGCUACGGCUUUUUGUCUGAAAAUGCGAUUUUUGCCCGUGCUUGUCUUAAAGCGGGUGUCGAAUUCAUUGGUCCACCGGCUCAGGCCAUAGAAGAUAUGGGCUCGAAGAGUGCGUCAAAAGAUAUCAUGAUCAAGGCCGGUGUCCCAGUAACUCCAGGAUAUCACGGUGAAGAUCAAAGUCUUGCGACGUUACAGAAUGAAGCGAAAAAGAUUGGGUAUCCUGUGCUCAUCAAGGCUGUCUUUGGGGGUGGAGGCAAAGGGAUGCGAAUUGUUGAUGAAGAUAAAGACUUUCAAGAUGCUUUGAACGCAUGUGUGAGGGAGGGGAAGGCCUCUUUUGGAGACGGACGAGUGCUAAUUGAAAAGUAUUUGAGAGAGCCGAGACAUGUGGAACUUCAGAUCUUCGGAGACAAAUAUGGCAAUGUCAUUCAUCUCUUUGAGCGUGAUUGCAGUGUUCAAAGACGUCAUCAAAAAGUAUUAGAAGAAGCACCUGCACCCAAUGUAUCAGAGGCCUUGCGUCGGAAAAUGGGAGAUGCAGCUGUCGCUGCUGCCAAGGCCGUUGGCUAUGUCGGUGCCGGAACGGUAGAGUUUCUCUUAGAUGAAGACGAAUCUUUUUAUUUUAUGGAAAUGAACACGCGCCUACAAGUCGAGCACCCAGUUACUGAAAUGAUCACCAAGCUAGAUCUAGUUGAGCUUCAGCUCAAAGUCGCAGCAGGUCAAGAGCUCCCGGUUCGACAGGAGGAUCUAAAAAUUCAUGGUCAUGCGAUCGAAGCACGCAUUUAUGCAGAGAAUCCUUACAAGAACUUUCUUCCUGGAAGCGGAAUAUUGCAACAUCUUCGUUUGCCUCGCACAACAAAAAACGUGCGUGUAGACACCAGCCUUGUUGAGCGCGAUGAAGUAUCAAUUUUUUACGAUCCAAUGAUAGCCAAACUCAUCGUACAUGGUGAUAACCGUCAAGCUGCCUUGGAUAGAUUGACUAGAGCAUUGCACGAAUACCAAAUUGUGGGUCUUCCUACGAAUAUAGAGUUUGUGAUUCGCACAGCAGAUCACGCCAUGUUUCGCAAGGGUGGUGCUGAUACGAGCUUUCUCGACAAGUUUGACGCCGAUGUUCUUGGAUCAUUGGGAGCGUAUCCGGCUUAUACCAAGGCACUGGGAGCUGUAAGUUUGCUUCAUUUGGAGCAUAAUGAAUGUUUCACUGCUAGAACUAGUUAUGAUGAGCUGCAAUCACCAUGGUUGAGCGAUUCCUUAUCUCACUUCCGUUCGCUGGAAAUGCUUGAAAGGAAAUUUUCUAUUGAUCAUGAUGGGGGCUCGACUUUCAUUUCAAUGAAGUGCCUCUCGAAAAACACGUAUCAUGUGAUGCUGAACAGUGAUUCUGGUCAGGAAAACUACUUAGUCAGUGGGACGAUUGACAAAAAAGGGGACUUCAAGUUCUGCGUGGGCAAUCGGACUUUUAAAGGAACUGCUGUGAUUCACCGGCAGAAUCUCCACAUCUUCUGCGACGAUAGUAGCCAACGCUACGACUACAAAUUUCACAUCCCACUGCCCUCUUUUGAGCCAGCUGAGGGUGGAUCAGGUGAAGCUGCGCACAGAGUGAUUGCUGCACCUAUGCCAGGUAAGAUUGUAUCGGUGUUGGUGAAAAUCGGUGAUAUACUUGCAGCCGAUCAGCCGUUGCUGAUCAUGGAAUCCAUGAAGAUGGAACACACCAUCCGAACACCAAAAUCUGGAAAGGUGGUGCAGCUUUUUUGCGAGAAAGAUAGCCUUGUUACGGACGGCCAUGUGCUGGUGGAACUUGACUAG